AUGGAUCCGAGGCAUGCACGGUUAGUAUUCUUCGGGAAUGAGGUCCCAAGCGAUGGCGCAAAGGAUCUAUUCCGGCGACUGCGCCAGCACAGCAAGGACCGUCGGUUCAGGCUACUGUCCAUCUUCCUCGAGGAGUCCACUGCGAUUCUCAAAGAAGAGGCCGCAAAGCUCCCUAAGCAGCUACAAGAGUUGAUCCCCCAUUUUGACACAGUGUGCUCGCUAGCCGAUGUCGACUUUCGACAGGGGCCUCUCGGUGCCGCGAUGGAGAGCGCCCUCCUCACUGUAUUGGAGCUUGCCCUCUUUAUAGGUCAUUACGAGGCUGAGGACAGUGAAUGGGAUUUGGAUCCGUCGAAGACUAUUCUCGCCGGGCUCAGCAUUGGGAUCCUCGCUGGCGCUGCUGUCUCCUUAUCCAGCAAUGUGGCGGACGUGGCCAAAGUCGGACCAGAAAGCGUCCGAGUUUCCUUCCGACUGGGAGUCUACGUUGCCGGUAUAUCGUCCAAGCUGGAGGCACCUCAGUCCGAUGGGACGCUCCAAAGCUGGGCGCACGUUAUCACAGAAAUGACGCAGGACGCGGUGCAGCACGAGCUCUCCCAGUUCAAUGAAGGCGUAAAUAACCCCGAGCUUACCAAGGUCUUCAUCAGCGCUGCCGAUAGCACGUCUGUUAGUGUCAGUGGGCCACCAUCGCGCGUGAAGGCUGCUAUUCAGUAUUCUCCUGUCCUGCGAUACUCGAAGCAGCUCCCAUUGCCGGUCUACGAUGGACUCUGCCAUGCCUCACAUCUCUACAGCGAAGGCGAUAUUGAGAGUGUAAUUAAUAGCAGUGAUUCUGUUAUUUCCAACUCCCGACCUGUUCGAUUGCCCUUGAUCUCCUCCCAGACCGGCACAGCUUUUAAGGCCAGGACAGCCCGUGAGCUCUUCCUCGAGAUCGGUACCGAAUUACUCACUGGCACAAUAUACCUGGACAAAGUCACGGCUGGCAUCGUGGAACAUGCGAAAUUGCAUUCAGAAAUGGGGAGCUAUCGCAUUGACACCUUCCGCACCUCACUUGUGCUUCAGGGUAUACACUCAGCCAUUGCAGCCAGCAUUUCUCAGCUGUCACUGUCAAGAAACGAUCUAGUAUCUUGGGUUCAGAAAGAGUAUGGAGCUCAUCGACCAUCCUCCUACGCUGCCUCUAAACUCGCCAUUGUCGGAAUGGCAUGCCGGCUACCUGGAGGUGCUAAUGACCCUGAUCUCUUCUGGGAGCUGCUUGAGAAAGGACGUGACACACUUACCACAGUACCCCCAGACCGGUUUGACCUGGAAACCCAUUAUGACCCAUCUGGCAAGACAGAAAAUGCGACAGAAACUCCGUUUGGUAAUUUCAUUGACAGACCGGGUUAUUUCGACGCAGGGUUCUUCAACAUGUCGCCACGCGAGGCAGAGCAAACAGACCCCAUGCACCGACUCGCCCUCGUUACUGCCUACGAGGCUAUGGAAAUGGCAGGCCUUGUUCCCGGCCGCACGCCGUCCACCCAGCAGGACCGUAUUGGGACAUUCUACGGGCAGGCGAGCGAUGACUGGCGAGAACUGAACGCAUCCCAAAAUAUAAGCACGUACGCAGUCCCCGGUGGGGAGCGGGCCUUUGCGAAUGGAAGGAUCAAUUACUUCUUUAAAUUUUCUGGUCCUUCCUAUAACAUCGACACGGCGUGCUCAAGUGGCCUCGCAGCAGUUCAGACAGCCUGCUCUGCAUUGUGGGCUGGGGAAGUUGAUACUGCUAUUGCCGGGGGUCUUAAUAUUAUUACAGACCCCGACAACUACGCUGGGCUAGGGAAUGGACACUUCCUCUCGAAAACAGGGCAGUGUAAAGUCUGGGACAAGGACGCAGACGGCUAUUGUCGCUCCGACGGGAUUGGAUCCGUCGUUAUCAAGCGGUUGGAGGACGCUGAGGCCGACAAUGAUAAUAUACUGGCAGUGGUGCUCGGUGCGCGCACAAACCAUUCUGCUGAGGCUGUCUCGAUCACCCAUCCCCAUGCUGGUGCGCAGAAGGAGAACUACCAGCAAGUUCUGCAGCGGGCUUGCGUCAAUCCCCUAGAUGUGAGCUAUGUCGAGCUUCACGGGACAGGCACCCAGGCAGGCGAUGCGGUGGAAUCGGAGUCGGUGUCUGAUGUAUUUGCACCGUCUAUGCCCCGUCGCCGUGCAGACCAACGCCUGCAUUUGGGCGCCGUGAAAAGUAAUAUCGGGCACGGUGAGGCUGCAGCUGGGAUUGCCUCUCUUCUCAAAGCCCUACUAGUAUACCAGAAAGGCAUGAUCCCCAAGCACAUUGGUAUCAAAACAGAGAUCAACCCUACUAUCCCCAAAGAUCUCGAACGUCGGAACGUGGGCCUGGCGAUGGAGAAUACACCCUGGCCCCGUCCUCCAGGGAAGACACGCCUUGCAGUCGUCAACUCGUUUGGGGCGCACGGUGGCAAUACAACGGUUCUUCUUGCAGACGCCCCAGAAAGAGCAAAGGAGACUGGCGAUAAUCCCCGUGAAACGCAUCCGGUAGUGCUUUCAGCCAAGAGCAAGAAGUCCUUACAGGCCAACGCAGAAAGGCUGCUGGAAUACCUGGACGAACACCCUGAAACGGAUCUCGCAGAUCUCUCGUACACGCUCUGUGGACGCCGAAUGCACCAUAGCAUGCGCUUUGGAGCAGCGGUCUCCAGUGUCGCAACGCUGCAGAAAAACAUACGAUCCUGGCUGGACAGCCCAAAGUCAUCUACUGAGCUGCGGCCAAUUCCCAAUGAGGUGCCAUCUGUAGUUCUCACCUUCACUGGCCAGGGUGCUUACUAUCGAGGAAUGGGCCAGGAGCUGUUUAGUGAAUUCCAGAAUUUCCGGACUCAGGUCCUUCAGCUGGACCAGAUCGGACAGCGAUUGGGAUUCCCAUCCGUUGUCCCUGUUAUUAGCGGGGAAAUUGGGGAUGGUCCGGUGUCUCCUGUACUGACCCAGCUGAGUGUUGUGGUGCUGGAGAUAGCCCUGGCUCAGUUCUGGUCACUCCUCGGCGUGCGAGCUGGUGCCGUCGUUGGACAUAGCCUGGGCGAAUAUGCUGCCCUCGCUGUUGCCGGUGUCAUCUCCGCUGCAGAUGCUCUGUACCUGGUAGGACGACGUGCACAGCUGGUCGAGGAGCACUGCACUGAAGGCAGCCACAGUAUGCUCUCGGUGCGAGCCCGCUUGGGUGAUAUCGAGGACCUGAUCGCAGGCGACCCUGGGACAGCUGGCAUUGACUAUGAGCUCUGCUGCCGGAACACUUACCAGGACACUGUCAUUGGUGGCAAGAAAGGCCAGGUUGACGCCAUCCGCCGGACUCUUGAAGCAAAGAGUAUCAAAUGCACGCUGCUGGACGUGCCGUAUGCGUUCCACUCGGCGCAAAUGGGCCCUAUACUCGAGCCUUUCCGAGCACUGGCAAGACCAAUCACGUUCAAAGCCCCGAGCAUCCCUGUCCUGUCUCCUCUCCUCGGAGGAGUCGUGUUCGACGGCAAGUCCAUCAACGCACAGUAUCUCUGUCGUUCUACUCGCGAGCCCGUCGAUUUUGUCGCGGCGAUCGAGGCUGCAGAGGACUUUGGGUUGGUCGACGCCAAAACUCUCUGGAUUGAUGUCGGCCCACACCCAAUCUGCGCUGGCCUGGUUCGUGGUAUCGAUCGUGAUGCGCAGGUUGCUUCCUCAUGUCGCCGUAAUGAAGACAAUCUGGCCACCAUGUCCAAGACACUGGUAACUCUGCAGCUGGCGGGAAUAACACCAUCGUGGGUGGAAUACUUCCAGCCGCGCGAGCAGGAGUAUUCCUUGCUGCAGCUGCCCAAGUACAGCUGGAAUGAGACCGACUACUGGAUUCCCUAUAUCGGGACCUGGACGUUGGAUAAGGCGCGCCUCAAGUACGGGGAGACAAAGCAGAACCCUCUCUCUAUAUCGCUGUCGCGUCCCUCGACGCUGCGAACGUCUCUGAUCCAUCAGGUUACAGCCGAGUCCAUUGAGGCGACAACAGCAACGCUGGAAGUGCUUUCCGACAUGCGGCACCCUGAUUUCCUGGAGGCCUUGCACGGUCACAAAAUGAACAACUGUGGUGUCGCCACUUCUUCCAUCUGGUCCGACAUGUCAUUUACGGUUGGCGAGUACUUAUACCGCCGCCUCGUUCCUCAGGCCAAAGACCUACACAUGAACCUCUCUGAGUUUGAAGUCCUCCAUGCACAGGUCGCGAACAAGGACAAAAACACGAUCCAGCCGCUUGUGCUCAAGGCGUAUCUCGACCUUUCCACCAGCUCCAUGUCUCUGUCCUGGUUCACUGCGAGCGCUGAAACAGGAGAGUGCGCUGCUGACUCUUUCGCCACCGCGGUGGUCAGAUUCGAGGAUGCGGCUGCGUGGACAAGCGAAUGGGACCGACUCUCGCAUCUGGUCCUCGGUCGUAUUGAAACGCUUGAAGAGCGAGCCGCAAAAGGAAAGGCCAGCACACUGUCCAAGCCGCUCGCAUACGCCCUAUUCAAGAAUGUCGUCGACUACGCAGAGCGGUACCAAGGAAUGGACCAGGUCGUGCUGCACGAGCACGAGGCAGUUGCCGACGUGACCCUUCAUCCUGAGCGCCAUGGCAACUGGCAUACUCCGCCGCACUGGAUCGACAGCGUGUCGCACCUGGCUGGGUUGGUCAUGAACGGCAGCGAUGCCUCCAACACCAGAGACUACUUUUAUGUCACGCCGGGGUGUUCGAGCUUCCGCCUGCUGAAUCCGCUAGAGGCAGGGGGCAGGUACCGCAGCUAUGUUCGCAUGUUCCCCAUGCCAGACGAGCCGAAUAUGUACGCAGGCGAUGUGUAUAUUCUGCAGGAUCAGCGGAUUGUGGGCAUGGUCGGCCAGAUUCGAUUCCGCCGUGUGCCUCGUCUUCUGAUGGACCGGUUCUUCUCGCCCGCGGCUUCGACUACCCAUACUGUCACUCAGCCAGAGCUGGAUCGUGUCCAGCCGCGAAAGCCAGCAGCUGCGAACCAGUGUGGUGUACUGAAUACCGGUCCACUUCCCGCUAGUCAUGGUGCUGGGGCGCCUAGUGUCACGACGAACCAAAAGAAAGAGGAUGAUCAUUUACCUGACAUUUCAUCUGAGGAGGAAGUCUCUGAUAAGUCCUCUGACAACACUGAAAUCUCCACGCCAGCGUCGUCUGAUCAAGGCAGUCCAGAUACUGGAGUCGUGGCCCAAUGCCUGCAGGUGAUGGCACGAGAGACAGGUCUGGGGCUGGAAUCACUGACACCGGACGCAAGCUUUGUUGAGCUGGGCAUUGACUCGCUGAUGUCACUUGUUCUGUCGGAGAAGUUUCGCGCUGAACUGGGUAUUGAGAUUAAGAGCUCCCUGUUCCUGGAGUGUCCGACUAUUGGGGAGUUAAAAGCGUGGCUCGAGGAGUACUGCUAA
This is a messenger RNA of Aspergillus versicolor CBS 583.65, 5394 nucleotides long. It is a transcript of the gene nscA, whose product is annotated as non-reducing polyketide synthase nscA. The record is from RefSeq and is a predicted model, not a curated record. The coding region runs from base 1 to 5394 and encodes 1797 amino acids. Gene Ontology annotation, molecular function: phosphopantetheine binding; fatty acid synthase activity; 3-oxoacyl-[acyl-carrier-protein] synthase activity. The transcript is spliced from 4 exons. Gene Ontology annotation, biological process: fatty acid biosynthetic process; secondary metabolite biosynthetic process. NCBI's taxonomy places the organism in Eukaryota, Fungi, Ascomycota, Eurotiomycetes, Eurotiales, Aspergillaceae.